CAAUGUUCUCUUCCCUGUGGGAAUACCCCCUGAUGAAGGAGCUCCUCAUAGAACGUGAUCCUCGCACCGCCGGCUGGCCGCUGGUCGGGAACAAGCAGUUCCUGGCCUUCCUAUUUGUCUCGUACAUAUACGUCGUGAAGAUUGGAGGGCCGCGCUUCAUGAAGAGCCGCAAGCCGUAUGAGGGCAUCAAGCCGCUAAUCAUCGCCUACAACGCCAGCAUGGUCCUCCUCAACUGCUACUUUACGGUAGCCUUCCUCAAGAGGUCGUACCUGGGCGGCGGCUACAGCCUCCUCUGCCAGGGCGUCGACUACGAGGCUCGCGACGAGCUCUCGAUGGGCUUGCUAAACCUGUGCUGGUGGUACCUGCUCGUCAGGAUGGCCGACUUCCUGGAUACCGUGUUUUUCAUGCUGCGCAAGAAGGACGCGCACGCCUCGUUCCUGCACAUGGCGCACCACAUCCUCAUCGUGUUCAACGGCAGCUUCGGGCUCGCCUACGGUUCUGACGGCCAGAUUACCCUCGCAGUCAUUCUGAACAGCUUUGUGCACGUGGUGAUGUACUCCUACUACCUGCUGUCUCUGCUAGGGCCGGCCGUCCGCAAGCAUCUCUGGUGGAAGCGGUACCUGACUCAGCUCCAGCUGGUCCAGUUCAUCGUCGUGUUCACUCACUCGUUAGUGCCGCUGUUCGUCAACUGCGGAUAUCCGCGGCCGCACACCUACAUCAUGGUCUCUGAGGCCAUUUUCUUCUUCACUAUGUUCAUUCGCUUCUACGUCCAGGCCUACAACAAAAAGAAGGCGUGAACGGUGAACCCAAGGUCAGGCGUCAGUACGAGCGUUCCAUCCUCUAGUGUCCGCUCAUACGAGCAUUUGCUAGCCGUCGGGACACGAUGCACAACUCGCGUACAUUUCCUUCGCAACCUGCACGGAGUGCUGAAGGAGGAGUACCGAAAGCUGACUGCCGGAAGUAGAACGCCGGAAUCGGACGGCUUCAUUCGAACUGCACUUCUUUACUGCAGUAUCACGCGAUGUUGCAUUGGUAUGUAAAAGUUUGCUCACGCAUUCUUUCUGGUGGUAAAUUUUCAUUAUGGGCUCGUGCUCUACCGUCACCAUCAGCGUGCUAUGCUUUAUCCAGAGAGGCUGUACUCACGAGUAUUUAUGGGACCGUCCCGCCUAACAUUUGUGAUCCAAGACAUCUCAUUGACAUCAGACUAUUUGUGUCGAUGGAUACGCUCCUCGGGCAGCAUGUUUCAGCGGAGCUUAACGGCUGCUAGUAGACGUCGUCUACUUACCGAUUCCCAAACUUGGAGCAAAUUUGUUUAAAUCAGGCAAGUUACACCGUACUCAUAGGAAACGAUUGCAAGGGUUACAUCUGAAAUUCCGCCUAAUAUACUAAGGACAUAAUGUACAGAAAAGCGUGGACUCCCCGCUCACUGUAUCUGUGCGUAGAUGGACUAGUCAGGCUGAUCAACGAUGAACACUCAAACACACAAACAGCCAUUUCUCACACGCAGAGCCUCAUCUCGAAAUAUUCAUUUUAUGACGCAAUCUGCACGCCACGUAUAACAGUAUGGUGUUCAAAUGACAGGUAUUUCUGUGAUGUUUAUUGUCUGGUGCACUUUGGCGUUCCUUGAUAUGACGGCGGCAUUAGACCAGCCUAGUUUUACUGCGCGAUUAGGUCUAAACAUCUUAGUCGGCUGACCAGGAAGAUGACCGCGGAAGCCGAGAUCAUACGAAUAGAUAGGAGUCGCCCUUGCCCUCAAGUUCCUUAUGCCUUGUGCGACCUGAAAUUUUUUG
Messenger RNA from Dermacentor silvarum, 1790 nucleotides. RefSeq names its product elongation of very long chain fatty acids protein AAEL008004. The transcript has a single exon. Gene Ontology annotation, cellular component: endoplasmic reticulum membrane. NCBI's taxonomy places the organism in Eukaryota, Metazoa, Arthropoda, Arachnida, Ixodida, Ixodidae. Bases 3 to 797 code for a protein of 264 amino acids. The record is from RefSeq and is a predicted model, not a curated record. Gene Ontology annotation, biological process: fatty acid elongation, saturated fatty acid; fatty acid elongation, polyunsaturated fatty acid; very long-chain fatty acid biosynthetic process. Gene Ontology annotation, molecular function: fatty acid elongase activity.